AUGUCUCUUCCAAAAAAUUUACAGGUAGGCUUCUCUCCUCAGGAGAUUCAGUUUCUCAUAGAGAAUGAGCCUAUACGUAUUAUGCCUAGAAUUACAACUAGAAAGACGAAAAAACAACAAUCAACAGACUUAGGUAGUCAAUGGUCCCUACUAACAUGUGAUGACACGGCAGUUAAUAAUAUGGUUGUAAUGAAUAGUUGUGAAGUUACUAUAUGGCUAGCACUACUACUCAAACAGCAGGGAAAAUGUAAUAUAAUAGUUCCCAGUUGGCUCACGCUACAGCAAUUGGAUAAGUACCUUGAAUACGAGCUGAAAAAUACAUCAAGAUUUUCAAACUUGCCAUGGAACUGGCUUGUGCUGUCAACGUUGCUGUUUUCAAGGUGUAGUGACGAUUUUAAAGACCCUGUUCAUUUGUUACGAUCUAAAAUUCAGGACUUGAGAGAAGUUCGUUUGGGCAAAGUCAACAAGGGGUUACAGUAUCUUAACGAGUCGCAUCUUCAGCUAGAGAAUCUGUCUCUGAUGGAAAUUAACGAAAUGCGUCCAUAUGCAUGCGGGAUCAUGGAUAAACUAAGAACGAUUCAUGACGCUAGUAACGACACGUCGUGA
Molecule: messenger RNA, 606 nt
Organism: Kluyveromyces marxianus DMKU3-1042
Lineage: Eukaryota; Fungi; Ascomycota; Saccharomycetes; Saccharomycetales; Saccharomycetaceae
Gene: PSF2
Product: DNA replication protein PSF2
Exons: 1
Coding region: 1-606 (201 amino acids)
Biological process (GO): double-strand break repair via break-induced replication; DNA replication
Cellular component (GO): GINS complex; nucleus
Source: RefSeq, a predicted model, not a curated record